GAAGUGGCGGCGGCUUCUUCCGGCGGGCGGUGGGGAUGCGGCUGCACCGGGUUCCACCGCGGCUGUGGGAGGCGCUGCGGCUGAAGCGGGGCAUCGCGGCCCGGCUGCCCGAGCACUACCUGCGGGCGCUGCGCCAGGAGGAGGCGGAUGCCGCCCGGCCGCCCGCCGUGCACUGGAGGCCGCAGGAGCGCCCGCGCGAGCUUGACCCGGCCACCGGGCGCCGGCGGCGCGUGCAGGACGUCCCCGUGCCCGUCUACUACCCGCCGCAGAGCCAGGAGGGCCUGUGGGGCGGCGAGGGCUGGGUGGUGGGCUUCCGCUACGCCAAUGACAACAAGCUCUCGGCCCGGGUGAAGAAAAUGUGGAGGCCGCAGCUCUUCUACCGGGAGCUUUACAGCGAGAUCCUGGACCAGCGACUCACCGUCACGGUCACCAUGCGCACUCUGGACCUCAUCGACGCCGCCUUUGGUUUCGACUUCUACAUCCUGAAGACUCCCAAGGUCGAGCUGUGUUCCAAACUGGGCAUGGAUCUGAAGCGCACCUUGCUGUUAAGACUCGCCCGCCGGGACCCUGCGCUCCAUCCAGAUGACCCUGCAAAGAGAGAGGCGAUUUAUGAGAAGUACAAGGAGUUUGUCAUCCCAGAGGAGGAGGCAGAGUGGGUUGGGCUGAGUUUGGAAGAAGCAAUAGAAAAGCAGCGGCUCCGAGAGAAGAAGGACCCGGUUCCCCUCUUCAAAGUCUACGUAGAGGAACUGAUGCAGCAGCUCCAGGAGCAAAAACAGACUGAAUUGGCCAAAGAGCAAAGGUCCUGACGAGGAGCUGGUCAUGGCAGGGGGGACCUUGAUUGAGUUCAUGUUAACCUACACAAUGGGCUGUCUCUUGAGGAGGCUGAAUCAUGGACGAAUUCUUGGCGCGAAGGAGAGGAACGGCUGUGUCCCUAUCAGGCUGUGAAAAAUGUUGUCUGCCUGUCCAUGUACCACAAGAAAUUCUGGCUCUCUUGACCUGAGUUUUCAUCCCUCAUUAGGGAGCUUUAGCAGAGCGCCAAUAAAGAGACCCAUGCAUCCCCA
This is a messenger RNA of Sphaerodactylus townsendi, 1061 nucleotides long. RefSeq names its product mitochondrial ribosomal protein L28 (gene MRPL28). NCBI's taxonomy places the organism in Eukaryota, Metazoa, Chordata, Lepidosauria, Squamata, Sphaerodactylidae. Gene Ontology annotation, cellular component: mitochondrial large ribosomal subunit. The record is from RefSeq and is a predicted model, not a curated record. The coding region runs from base 36 to 806 and encodes 256 amino acids. Gene Ontology annotation, molecular function: structural constituent of ribosome. The transcript is spliced from 5 exons.